Molecule: messenger RNA, 604 nt
Organism: Agrilus planipennis (emerald ash borer)
Lineage: Eukaryota; Metazoa; Arthropoda; Insecta; Coleoptera; Buprestidae
Gene: RpS18
Product: 40S ribosomal protein S18
Exons: 3
Coding region: 99-557 (152 amino acids)
Biological process (GO): translation
Cellular component (GO): small ribosomal subunit; ribosome; cytosol
Molecular function (GO): RNA binding; structural constituent of ribosome
Source: RefSeq, a predicted model, not a curated record
UUGUGUUAUCUAUGGAUGUCAGCCUUCCAGACUUUAGUUUCUAUGGUGUUUUCUAUGGUUAGUCUUUUCCAUUGAAAAUAAGUUGUGUAUGCUCAAAAAUGUCCCUCGUCAUUCCCGAGAAAUUCCAGCAUAUUCUGCGUAUUUUGGGUACAAAUAUUGAUGGCAAACGAAAGGUUAUGUUUGCCCUAACUGCUAUCAAAGGUGUUGGAAGAAGGUACUCUAAUAUUGUCUUGAAAAAAGCUGAUGUAGAUUUAGAUAAAAGGGCUGGAGAAUGUACAGAAGAAGAAGUAGAAAAAAUUAUAACAAUCAUGUCAAAUCCAAGACAGUACAAGAUUCCAGACUGGUUCUUGAACAGGCAAAAGGAUAUCGUUGAUGGCAAAUACAGUCAGUUGACAUCGUCGAAUUUAGAUUCCAAAUUGCGUGAAGAUUUGGAAAGGAUGAAGAAAAUAAGGGCACACAGGGGCAUGCGUCAUUAUUGGGGUCUUAGGGUAAGAGGUCAGCACACCAAGACCACUGGCAGACGUGGACGCACUGUUGGUGUAUCCAAAAAGAAGUAAUUUCGUUGUUCUAUACAUAUAUUUAAUAAAUACACCCAAAAAACUGA